This is a messenger RNA of Rubroshorea leprosula, 3355 nucleotides long. The record is from the annotation of a GenBank genome assembly. NCBI's taxonomy places the organism in Eukaryota, Viridiplantae, Streptophyta, Magnoliopsida, Malvales, Dipterocarpaceae.
GGGGUAGCCGUAAGGAUCAGGGCACUCCUUCGAUCCCAGCUGCCAGUCCCUCUACCCAAGCUGUUGUGUAGGAGGGAGGGACGAGCAAUCCUCAAGUGGCCACCUUUGUUUAGGAACUUAUGGCAGAGAUAAGACGCCAAGUAUCUCCUGCCACAACUGUACCACCUCCAUCCCCGGUAGUCUCCACUCCUCUGGCCCCUGCUCCAAUUUCCCUUAUUCCUAUUUCUUCUACUCUUGCGGUGUCUAGCUGGAAGAUCUAUACAGAAUUCCAGAAGUUGGUGACUGAGAGAUUUGAUGGUACCGCGGGUUUCGAUUACAUGCUUACUGGGAAGGCAUUAACUUGGUGGGAGAGUUAUCUGAAGCUACAUCAAGGAGAGCUUGAAUUGAGCACCUGGGAUGGUUUCAAGAAGGUGUUCAUGCAAGAAUACAUACCAGAUAGCAGAAGGCAAGAACUGCAAAGGGCAUUUGCAGAAUUAAAGCAAGGGUCAGGUACUGUUGAGCAGUACAAAGAGGAGUUUGAUCGCUAUCUGCCUUUUGUGGGUAGUCAAGUUGGCGAUAAGCAAGCCAAGGCUGACAAAUUUCUGGCCAUAGACCAAGAAAAGGCUAUGGCUAGAGUCAAGUCCUCAGGACAGCACAAUGGUGGGUCAUCCUUGGGGAAGAGAAAAUUUGAUGGGAGCCGUAGGUCCCUCGUCCUUACACCACCUAAGUCUGAGGUCAGCAAGGGUUCUAAAUGGUCAAGAGCCACCAAGACUAUGAGCCAAGCAUCAACGGCCCAAUGUGCUCGUCGUACUCAGCUUAUUUGCCAUGUUUGUGGGAAGGUAGGGCACACCCGGGAUCAAUGCCACAUUGUUACUGGGGCUUGCUUCAAAUGUGGCAAGCAGGGACAUCGGAUUGCAAAUUGUCCCCUAUUAGACCCCAAAGCUCAGAGUACUCAACCUACCUCUCCGCAGAGUUCUACCACUACGGCCACCGACGUAAUCACGGGUACCUUGCCUGUUAACUUUGAUUAUGCGCAUGUUUUAUUUGAUUUGGGUGCAUCGCACUCUUUUAUUGCUCGAUCUUAUGCUUUGAAACGAGCUUUGCCUGUUGAUACCUCUGAUUGUGAACUGCAUGUGGACACCCCUUUAGGAGGGGUGCUGACUACUAGGGAGGUUCAGAAAUAUCUUGUAAAUGGUUGCCAGGGUUUUCUAGUCUCCGUUACUGAUGCUAGUAGUGUGACAUCAAGACUAGAAGACAUACCAGUGGUGCGUGAGUUUCCAGAUGUAUUUUCGGAGGAUCUCCCAGGUUUACCUCCGGAUAGAAAGGUUGAAUUUGCUAUUGACCUUGUUCCUGGCACCGGACCCAUUUCCAAAGCACCAUACCGUAUGGCUCCUGCAGAACUGAAGGAGUUAAAAGUCCAGCUGGAGGAACUCCUUGAGAAAGGGUUUAUACGCCCUAGUGUGUCACCUUGGGGAGCUCUAGUGUUGUUCGUCAAGAAGAAGGAUGGGAGCAUGAGGCUAUGCAUUGAUUACCAGGAAUUGAAUAAGGUGACUGUGAAGAACCGGUAUCCCCUUACUAGAAUUGAUGACUUGUUUGACCAGCUCAAGGGUGCUCAGACUGCCUUUCGCACUUGUUAUGGUCAUUAUGAAUUCAUAGUCAUGCCAUUUGGCUUGACAAAUGCCCCUGCCAGAUUUAUGGAUUUGAUGAAUCGGGUGUUUAGCAAGUACCUAGACCAAUUUGUGGUUGUCUUUAUUGAUGACAUUUUGGUCUAUUCUUCUAGCCAUGCUCUUCAUGAGAAGCACUUAAGGACAGUUCUCGAGACAUUAAGAAGCGAGAGGCUGUUUGCUAAAUUUAAGAAGUGUGAAUUUUGGCUAGAUAAUGUUGCAUUCCUAGGUCACGUUGUGACUAAGGAUGGAAUCUCUGUUGACCCCCAGAAGAUUGAGGCCGUGGUUGAUUGGAAAAGGCCAAAUAGUGUUGCAGAAAUCCGUAGUUUUCUGGGAUUGGCUAGUUAUUACCACCGAUUUGUGGAGGAUUUCUCUAGAAUUGCUCUGCCAAUGACUCGUCUUAUCAGGAAGGACAUCAAGUUUGAGUGGACUCCAGAGUGUGAGAAGAGCUUUUUGACCUUGAAGGAGAAGUUGGUCACUGCUCCUGUACUUGCACUUCCAAUUAAUGGGGAAAGAUUCACUAUAUAUAGUGAUGCCUCUAAAAAGGGUUUGGGAUGUGUCUUGAUGCAGAAGGAUGGGGUUAUUGCAUAUGCUUCCCGGCAGUUAAAGUCUUAUGAAGAAAAUUACCUUACCUAUGAUCUGAAGUUGGCAGCUGUAGUAUUUGCACUCAAGAUCUGGAGGCAUUAUUUGUAUGGUGAGGCUUAUGAAAUCUUCACCGAUCACAAGAGCCUUAAGUAUAUUUUCACACAAAAGGAGCUUAAUAUGAGGCAGAGGCGAUGGCUUGAACUUUUAAAGGACUACGACUUGACCAUUAACUACCAUAUGGGCAAAGCUAACAAAGUAGCAGAUGCGUUGAGUAGGAAGUCCUCUGGCAUUGCCUCUAGCAUCCUUGCCACUCAGAAGGAGUUACUUGAGGAUCUUGUGAAGCUGGAUGUGGAGUUGAGAGUGGACAGUACUACGGCUUAUCUAGUUGCUCUCAGUGCACAACUGGCAUUAAUAGAUAGAAUUAAACUUGGCCAACAAAAAGAUCCCUUCUUGCAGAAGAUGAAGGAAAAAGUAAGAGCUGGGGAAACCCACAUGCAAGAAUUUAGGAUUUCUGAUGAUGAGACUCUGUGGUUUGGUAGCACCAAGAUGUAUCGUGAUUUGCGUAGUACAUUUUGGUGGCGGAACAUGAAGAGGGAGAUAGCUAGGUUUGUCUCACAAUGCCUGACUUGCCAAAAAGUUAAGGCUGAACACCAGAGACUUCCUGGAAAACUGCAGCCUUUACCUAUUUCCCAGUGGAAGUGGGAGAACAUCACCAUGGACUUUGUGACUGGCUUACCACGAACCUUAAAGCGUAAUGAUUCCAUCUGGGUCAUCGUUGAUCGAUUGACCAAAUCAGCUCACUUCUUACCUUACCAGACUGGCACCUCCAUUGAAAAGCUUGCCAAUAUGUACAUGGAGCAGAUAGUCAAGCUGCAUGGAGUCCCGAUGUCUAUUGUGUCAGAUAGAGAUACCAGAUUUUUAUCUCAUUUCUGGACAAGCUUGCAGUAGGCACUUGGUACUCAGUUAAAUUUUAGCACGGCCUUCCACCCUCAAACUGAUGGGCAAUCUGAGAGAACUAUUCAGAUACUUGAGGACAUGUUGAGGGCUUGUGUUCUAGAUUGGAAGGGUUUGUGGGAUCAACACUUAUCCAUGGCUAAGUUUGCAUAUAAUAAUAGUUAUCAAUCUAG